Molecule: messenger RNA, 2185 nt
Organism: Grammomys surdaster
Lineage: Eukaryota; Metazoa; Chordata; Mammalia; Rodentia; Muridae
Gene: Znf205
Product: zinc finger protein 205
Exons: 7
Coding region: 367-2001 (544 amino acids)
Biological process (GO): negative regulation of transcription by RNA polymerase II
Molecular function (GO): DNA-binding transcription repressor activity, RNA polymerase II-specific
Source: RefSeq, a predicted model, not a curated record
AAUCCCAGCCUCCUCCGGGCUUCUCCGUCCCUUCAAUUCUGGCUGCAGACUCGUUUCACCCUCGGGAGGGGGCUCCACCUCCGGGGUCUCCUUUGCUUCCACUUUGGUGAGAAGGGGAUGCUAGGGAGAGCACCUGGAAAUCGGCUCGUGCAGUCAGCUUGCAGAAGGGGACAGGGUCAAAGGUGGAAGGCUUCAGGCUGGCAAGAGAUAAUGAGGGAGCUGGACCCAGGAUUGGGAAGAUGAGGACAUGACUCACCCAGACCUUGACCAGGAUGAACGUACCCAGGUUCUUAGCUAAAACCUGGAGGGGGCUCGACUAGCAGGGAAGAGAACAGUUUGCUAUUUUUCCUGGCUCUGAAGUGGAAGAUGUCUGCAGACAGUCAAAGCGUCGCGGCUACCGAGAACAGGAAGAACACCUAUGAGGUUUCAGGUAAUGGGCAACACUGUGGAGAGAUACUCUCUGGGCAGGAGGAGACAGUGCCCUUGGGAACCUCUCAGGAGUCAACACAUGUUAAGGCAGAGCCAGAAGAGCUACACUGUGAGGGGGCAUCACAGGAGGACAGGACUCCGGGAGCAUGGGGCUGGAUGUCCCCAAGUCCUGGCUGUAAGGACAAGGCCCCCUUCCUGCCUGGCGGAGUUCUUCCUUCAUCAUGGAUUCCUGUACUGUCCCGAGGGGGACGGACCAGAGAGCGACAGAUGGCCGCAGCACUCCUCACUGCCUGGUCCCAGAUGCCUGUGACCUUUGAGGAUGUGGCCCUAUAUCUCUCCCGGGAGGAGUGGGGAAGGCUGGACCACACACAACAAAAUUUCUACAGAGAUGUACUACAGGGAAAGAAUGGGCUGGCUUUGGGGUUUCCCUUCAGCAGACCUUUCUGGGUCCCCCAAGUUCAGGGGAAGAGCCAGGCGGCAAGCUCUAGCCGGAUCACAGGAGCUGAGGAGAGGAGAGGCCUUGGUUCAGGAGCUGUGGAAAUGGGGAAGGUGGUACCAACCUUGGCCAUCACAACCCUAGAGGACACAAAAUCCAUAAGGACUAGGGCCAGGUGGGUCCCGGGGGAAGACUCGCAGCAAGUGGCUAGUGGUCUGGGUACAAAGCUGGCCAGAGACAUCGGGGAAGCUAGUCAGCUAAAGCCAGCCCCAUCCGAAGCACGUCCUCUCAAGACCCCAGAGGACAGCGCCCCAGAGAAGCCCAGUGAGGAGGAGGAGGCCCUGAAAAGUGGCGAAGAGGGUCUGGUACCUGACGGUGACUCGGGCAAGAAGACAUACAAGUGCGAACAGUGCGGCAAGGGCUUCAGUUGGCACUCGCACCUGGUGACUCACCGGCGAACGCACACGGGCGAGAAGCCGUAUACCUGCACGGACUGCGGCAAGCGCUUCGGCCGCAGCUCACACCUCAUCCAGCACCAGAUCAUCCACACGGGCGAGAAGCCCUAUACCUGCCCCUCGUGCUGGAAGAGCUUCAGCCACCACUCCACGCUGAUCCAGCACCAGCGCAUCCACACCGGCGAGAAGCCCUACGUGUGCGACCGUUGUGCCAAGCGUUUCACCCGUCGCUCGGACCUAGUCACGCACCAGGGAACGCACACCGGCGCCAAGCCCCACAAGUGCCCUAUCUGCGGCAAGUGCUUCACCCAGAGCUCCGCCCUGGUCACACACCAGCGCACCCACACCGGUGUCAAGCCCUACCCGUGCCCGGAGUGCGGCAAGUGCUUCAGCCAGCGCUCCAAUCUCAUCGCGCAUAACCGCACACACACGGGCGAGAAGCCCUACCACUGCCUGGACUGCGGCAAGAGCUUCAGCCACAGCUCUCACCUCACUGCCCACCAACGCACCCACCGUGGCGUGCGGCCCUACUCCUGCCCACUCUGCAGCAAGAGCUUCAGCCGCCGCUCCAACCUGCACCGGCACGAGAAGAUCCACACCACUGGACCCAAGGCUCUGGCCAUGCUCAUGCUGGGGGCAGCGGCGGGGGCGCUCACAGCACCCCCACCUGCUCCCACUUAAAAGCCUGAGAGAGAGAGCUUUGAGAACACCUAGGGAAGCUGAUACUAGGGCCCUGGGACGAUGCUGGGUCCUAGCCAUUGGGAUGGUGGACAGGGGUGAGGGCAGGGAACUGCAAGGUGCUACUUCUGGCACCAGGUGGGCAUUGUAACGUGGGAGGAGCCAGGGCUAGAAGGGCGGACACACU